This is a messenger RNA of Cucurbitaria berberidis CBS 394.84, 792 nucleotides long. Its product is annotated as carbohydrate esterase family 1 protein. NCBI's taxonomy places the organism in Eukaryota, Fungi, Ascomycota, Dothideomycetes, Pleosporales, Cucurbitariaceae. Gene Ontology annotation, molecular function: hydrolase activity. The transcript is spliced from 5 exons. Gene Ontology annotation, cellular component: extracellular region. The coding region runs from base 1 to 792 and encodes 263 amino acids. The record is from RefSeq and is a predicted model, not a curated record.
AUGUACUCCUACGUACCAAAGACUCUCACGAAGCCGGCACCCAUCAUCGUGGCAGUACACCACUGCCAAGGUUCUGCCUCGGGAUACUCCAGCGAGUCACAAUUGAUGCCGCAGGCCGAUAAGCACGGUAUCAUUUUAAUCUAUCCUAAUUCGAAAUCCGGAGGUGGCUGCUUUGAUGUGGCUUCACAAGCGACUCUGAAGCACGACGGCGGCGGCGACAGUCAAACAAUUGCGAACAUGGUCAAAUAUGCGGUAGACAACUACGGUGGUGAUGCGAACAGGACUUAUGUUGUUGGAACCAGCUCAGGUGCCAUGAUGGCCAACGUGUUAGCUGGUGCCUACCCAGAUGUGUUCAAGGCAGCUUCCGUGUACUCCGGGGUUCCAGAUGGGUGCUUCGCCGUCUCAGGCUCGACCGCCACCCAGGACCCGCCAGGCUGGUCCAACUCGUGCGCAAAUGGGCAGCUCACACAUACCGCGAAAGAGUGGGGUGAUUUGGUACGCGGAUACUACCCGGGAUAUACCGGCUCUCGAACCAGGAUGCAGAUUUUCCACGGAACUUCCGAUAACACACUGCGAUACCCCAACUAUGCGGAGCAGCUGAAACAGUGGUCGGAUGUGUUGGCUCUUACUGCAAAGGUGGACAAGACCAAUACCCCCCAGAGCGGGUAUACGCAGACUAUCUAUGGCGAUGGCACUACAACAACAGCACAGCUAGUAGGAUACAGCGCUCAAGGUGUUGGCCAUACUGUACCUCAGCACCCAGACAUGGAUAUUGCUUUCUUCGGCAUCUAG